AAGUGUCCAAACGCAGAGAAAAACUCCUGCUGAAGCGACUGAUCUCCACACUGUUAUAAAGAUGGCGUUUAUUAAAGAGGAGAGUGAAGAUGUGAAGAUUGAAGAAACAUUCACAGUCAAACAUGAAGAUCUGCAGGAACAAACAGACCUGAUGGUGCUGAAAGAAGAGACUCAUCAAUGGAAUGAAAUGGAAGAGAAACACCAAGACAUAACGACUGAUGAAAAACCCACACUGACUAAAAAGACUUCAUGCGGAAGACCUCGGAAAUCCAAAUCCAGGUGUAAUUUCAACUGUAAACAGUGUGGAAGGAGUUUCAGUCAAAAGCCAAGCCUUGAUGUUCACAUGAGAGUUCACACUGGGGAGAAACCUUACAGCUGCGAACAGUGUGGAAAGAGUUUUGGUCAAAUACAAGGCUUUAAAGCCCACAUGAGAAUUCACACUGGAGAGAGGCCGUACACAUGCCAACAAUGUGGAAAAAGCUUCUACCAUGCAGGAAACUUGGCAGUGCACAUGAGAAUUCACACUGGGGAGAAGCCUUACUCUUGCCCUCAGUGUGGAAAGAGUUAUAAGCAAAAUUGCACCCUUGAAGUCCACAUGAGGAUUCACACUGGAGAGAAACCUUACACAUGCACAGAGUGUGGUAAAAGUUUCCCAUAUAAAAACACACUCAAACACCACAUGAUAAGUCACACCGGACAGAAGCCGUUUGCAUGUGCUCAGUGCGGAAAGAGCUUCACAACCAAAGCUAGCCUCAAGAACCACAUGGAUGGUCACACUGGAACUAUAGUGUUUACAUGUGAUCAGUGUGGAAAGAGUCUCACACGCAAAGACUCCAUUAAGAGCCACAUGAUGACUCACUUAGGAGAGGAUCGUUUUAGAUGCAGUGAGUGUGGAAAGGGCUUUAACCGUAAAAGAAGCCUCAGCGCUCACAUGAAGCUUCACAAUGGAGAGCAGAGUCCUCAAAAAUGAAGCCUUGUCCACACAAACACAGGUAUAUUCAAAAUGGCAGCUUUUUCAUGUAGUUUGGUUGUUCAUUCAUGUGAAGUUUAUUUAUGAACUAUUUUCGUUUUCCCAGGGUUCCCAUGUUUCCUCCCACAGUCCAAAAACACACGAGCUAAGUAAACUGAACAUUCUAAAUCUUAGUAAGCCAUAUAUCUCUCUUUAGCCAUUCCUGUAUUUGUCAUUAGAACAGAAACAAGUCAGGAGAGUUCACUGAGAUCUACCUAAGCUCAAAUUCUCCUCUCACCCUGCUUACGGGAGAGAGCCCAGGGCUCGACGAUCUUAUGAGCUUAGGGCUUUCUCCCGGGACAGCUUGCCAAACAAGUGUGAACUCUUAAAUACAUAUCAAGUUACUGAUAAUGAAACCCUUUGAACACCUGAAGAUGUAAACUCAAUAGCUGAAGAGGGGUGAAGAUUUUGACAACCAGUACCAGGUUGUAAGAUUUGCUACUGGGCUACUAGAACGCAAUAUAACUCUAUAUGUUGAUAGAUUGUGUGGCUUGUUUCACAUGCAAAAAAGUAUCUGCAUCUGAAAAGAUGUGUACCAAAUGGCCUACAGGAACUCAAGAGUUGUGACCCAACCAAAGCAGUUGGGUAAUCUCUGAGGGGUUACAUCCUUUGUUAUAAAGUAGUGUCUCACAGACUGUACUUUGGGUUAAGUUACUUGAAGACCGACGAGUUAACAUCACUGCUGAGGAACUGCACUAUUUACUGCUUUCAAUAAAGUCUUCUCCCCA
Molecule: messenger RNA, 1737 nt
Organism: Danio aesculapii
Lineage: Eukaryota; Metazoa; Chordata; Actinopteri; Cypriniformes; Danionidae
Product: gastrula zinc finger protein XlCGF8.2DB-like
Exons: 2
Coding region: 62-970 (302 amino acids)
Biological process (GO): regulation of cytokine production; negative regulation of transcription by RNA polymerase II; regulation of immune system process
Source: RefSeq, a predicted model, not a curated record